Molecule: messenger RNA, 1316 nt
Organism: Mercenaria mercenaria
Lineage: Eukaryota; Metazoa; Mollusca; Bivalvia; Venerida; Veneridae
Product: C-type lectin domain family 4 member A-like
Exons: 9
Coding region: 39-1181 (380 amino acids)
Cellular component (GO): membrane
Molecular function (GO): transmembrane receptor protein serine/threonine kinase activity
Source: RefSeq, a predicted model, not a curated record
AUUCAGUAAGUGAUCUCUUAGAGUUAGAUUAGGGCGUAAUGAAACAACUACUAUUACUGUGCUUAUUCUUCACUUUUUUGGUGCAGAGUAACGCCACACGCUGCUUCGAAUGUCAGAACAUUCCGUACCCACGUGCGUGUUCAAAGCUGGCUAUAUGCAGUUCUGAUGAGAAUUGUUUCACAGAACAGAUUGUAACAACAAGUGGAAGUAUUGUAUACAAUAUUGGCUGCACUCAUAAACAGCGAUGUUCUAUCAUUGGAGACCGGCUUGUUGGAAAGAGAACGAGUAAUAUUACAAGAAGAAGCAGUACUGAUAUUUCAACAUGUAUUGAAUGUUGCCAUGGUGAUUUCUGUAACAAUCAGGGCUGUGGAACCAAAGCUGUACCUGUUGAACAACGUGGGCCGUACUGUUACAAAUGCGACUCUCUUCUUGAUCCAAAGGCUUGCAGUAAUGUAGCCGUUUGCUUACAAAAUGAAUUAUGUUUGCUGUACUCUCCAGUUGAAUUUGCUGGUCUACCAGAAACUAUUUAUAAAGGUACAUGCGGAAAACAGUCGGAUUGCAAUGUGUUGUCACACACAGCCAGCAGUAGCAGAUGUUCUCCCACUUGUUGUAACACUGACUUUUGUAACGACCAGUGUGGUGUUUUCGUUCAUAACUACAAACCACCACUCCCAACACCAACAAGACAUACUCACUCGCACGUUACAGAUGUUACUACAAGUACUAGCAGUGCACCUACUAAAAUAUGUGACACAAAUGAUGGAUACAUACAUCUUAAAAACUCAGAGGCAGACUUGUGCGUUCGUAUCGGGACACAUAAUGUUCAAUGGGAUGAUGCUCAAACAAAAUGCCAAAAGGAUGGCGGUGAUCUCGUUGUCUUGGAUACGGUCUCAAAAGCCCUGUUGUUGAGGAGGACACUUGCAGGUGACCCUCAUUACGCUGAAACUGCAUAUUGGAUUGGUGCCAAGGAUUUCUCAAAUAAAAACCAGUAUUCGUGGAUAAAUCACACCCCUGUGAAUGCCUUCAUGACCGAUUGGGAUUUAGGUGAACCAAAUAACUACAAACCGGCGCAUGAACAGAGAUGUGUCUGCAUGUUCAGAAAUACUCAUAAUGCUGAUCGAAAUUUUCAAUGGCAUGACAAACAUUGCGGGUAUAGGUGCGGUUUUAUAUGUGAAAGAUAGUAAUACAACUGUAGAUCAUAAUAUACCUGUUUAUUGUGCUUUUUUUCAAUAUUAUACAAUUAUUGCCUUUUGGUGAGGUCGAUAUAGAUUUAUCGACCAUCGGCCGAUUGGAUACAAUAAAGAAAAUAAGGACAU